Alligator mississippiensis (American alligator) is the source of this 2781-nucleotide messenger RNA. RefSeq names its product zinc finger protein RFP. The transcript has 6 exons. NCBI's taxonomy places the organism in Eukaryota, Metazoa, Chordata, Crocodylia, Alligatoridae. The record is from RefSeq and is a predicted model, not a curated record. Bases 593 to 1294 code for a protein of 233 amino acids. Gene Ontology annotation, molecular function: protein binding.
UUCAGAGGUCUGAUCACUCUAGACUGCAAGGACAAUUUCUGUUGAGCCUGCAUCCUCUGGUGCUGGAAAGGUUCAAGUCCAAACCGCUGCUGCCCCCAUUGCAGACAAAUUGCGCAACAGAGAAACCUCAGACCCAAUAGUUAGCUAAAGAAUGUGGUACAAAUAGUCAAACAGCUGAAAGCACAGGCAGCCACAAGAGGAGGAGGCCAGACAGUGUGUGGAUAACACCAGGGGACUCUGAAACUCUUCUGUGAGGAGGACCAAGCUGCUCUCUGUGUAGUUUGCCAUCUGUUUUGGGCUCACCAAACUCACACUGUGGUCCCCAUAGAGGAGGCUGAUCACCAGUACAAGAGAAAAGCUGAGAGGCAGAAGCUAGCUUCUGAAUUUUAAUAAUAUUGUCAGUUUCUGGAGGAACAAAAGUGACACCUACUGGCCCAACUGGGAUAGCUGGAAAAGGAGAUUGCAAAGAAAAAGAAUGAAAACGUUACCAAACUAGCUAAGAUUUCCUCUCUCAAUACACUGCUCAGUGAGGUGGCAGAGAAGGUCCAGGAGCCAGCAAGCGAGUUCCUGCAAGCGAGACGUCAGAGGCACCAUGAGCAGACGUGAUGAUGAGAAGUUCCAGCAGCCAGUGGAGAUGUCUCCUGAUCUGGAAAUGAGACCCAGAGAUUUUUCCCAUAAAAGCGUUGACUUAACAGAAUCUUUAAGGAAGUUCAGAGACAAGCUGCCAUCCAACUUGGGGAAGGGAAGACAGGAACCUCAGGGAUCAUUCACCAAGGUGACGAUGACUCUGGAUCCAGACACAGCAAAUCCCAAUCUCAUCCUGUCUGCAGAUCGGAGAAGCAUGAGAUGGGGAGAUGCACAGCAGGAUCUGCCUGACAAUCCUGAGAGAUUUGACACAUGUCCCUGCCUUCUGGGCUGUAAGGAAAUCACCUCUGGGAAGCAUUAUUGGGAGGUAGAGGUGGAGGAGAAGGGAAACUGGGCUGUGGGGAUUGCCACAGCAUUUGUGAAGAGGAAGGACUGGAUUCACCGUAACCCAGAAGGAGGGAUCUGGGCUCUGGAAAAGUGGAGGAAUCAUCUGAAGGCUCUCACUAUCCCUGAAACCCAUUUGCCCCUAUGCCACUUCCCUCAAAGAAUCCGGGUCUCCCUGGACCAUCAAGGAGGACAGGUGUCCUUUUUUGAUGCUAGUAAUGAUGCCCUGAUCUUCACUUUUCCACAAACCUCAUUCACCGGGCAAAGACUCCUCCCUUGGUUCUGGCUCUAUGGCAGUAAAUCUGAGCUUAGAAUAUGCCCCUAAAAUAUGGCAUAGGACAGGAAUAUUCCACCUGAAGUGAUAAAACCUGCUGGCUUAAUAUAUGUCUCUCAGCCUCCAGCUAUUCAUCUCCAUGAUAGAGAAGUUUCCAUGGUGUCAGACCCAUAGAGAGUAUGGUGUUGUCUGGAUGGACAAGGCAAUCCCGUGGGACAUGUGUCACUUCAUCUGUUUUCCUCUGCACUUCCUGGCUCCAGCACUUCCUGGCAGUGUAGUCUUCUCAUGAGAAAGCACCAAAUAGGUAGCCAAAAUCCCUCUUGCUCAGAGCAGUCUGGACUGGAGGCUCCUUGCAAAGUCCCUGUUGAUGUCCUUUGGCUACUGGUAGGAAAUGUGCAAGUUGGAGGCUGCUGGGGAGAAGAAACUUCUGCUUCUCUUUACCCUGUACCUCCAAGGGUGGAAGGAGAGGGGAUGAAAAGCUUGAUCUGCAAGAGCAGUAGGGGUACCCUGAGGGUAUAAGCAAAACUCGUGAGGAAGUGCGUUCAGUGAUGGAAAUGAAGAUAUAACAGGACUGUUGUAGGACUGGGUGGUACACAAUUGCUAUACUGAGGGCAUGCCUACACAUGCCAAUUUAAGGUGCAUUAGCCAUGUUUAAAGGCACAUUAGGGGCAUGGGUGCGUGCCUUAAUGUGCCUUCAAAAUUGCAAUUUUAAGCUAUGUGUACCUAAAUUUGAUACCUGCAAAAGCAGGUAUCAAAUUAGGUGCAAACAGCUGAAGUGCCUUAACGCACAUGUAGACACACUAAGGUGCAUUAACACUGUGUAUGUCAACUGACUUGAGACUAAUUUUAGUCCUAAGUUGGUCCAUACACAGUGUUAAUGGGCCUUAGCAUGUGCACAUGUAGACGUGCACCUAAAUAGUUUUAAUGUGCAUUAGACAAAUGCGCAUUAAGUUUUGGUGCACAUAAAAGCAUGUGUAGACAUGCCCUGAGGAACAAGCAGAUAUGGGGGUCACAGGACAAAGAUGCAAAAAUUAGAUUUUGGUUUGGGUGAAAAGCUGGAAUUAGAAAGCAGAAUCUCUGUACUGGCAGAAAAUAUACAAAACCGUUGCAUAUGAUCUUUGGGUCUCACAGUCAGAGGUCUUGUAGCAGGGCCAAACUUACCUUUCUCCAUUAAAAUCUAACAUGGGCAGGGGAAAUUCAAAAAUCAACAGAAAGAGCAAAAGCAUGAGUGGAAGGGACAGAAAAAUAAAGGAGGCUGAUCAAUAAGUGUUAUAAAUAAUGGUGAAUAGUAAUAGAGACAAGGAAAGAGAAGGAGUAAGGAGGAAAGUGUAAGAGGGAGGUAUAGGGAGCUAAAAUGACACUAAUUCAUUAUGUCCAUAUGUUUGUUCAUGGACAUUGGUGCCAUUUUUGUGGUUUUAAAAUGUUUCAUUUUUGUGCAUUUUUUCUCAUGUGCCGGUUAUUAAAAGUCACUUUCAGCUUCUUGUCAAACCUGACUUUUUCUUUCUGUAUAAAUAAAGAACUAACACCUUUGUGCCCUC